Papilio machaon (common yellow swallowtail) is the source of this 1991-nucleotide messenger RNA. It is a transcript of the gene Eaat1, whose product is annotated as excitatory amino acid transporter 3. Gene Ontology annotation, molecular function: L-glutamate transmembrane transporter activity; glutamate:sodium symporter activity; neutral L-amino acid transmembrane transporter activity. The record is from RefSeq and is a predicted model, not a curated record. The transcript is spliced from 9 exons. Gene Ontology annotation, biological process: L-glutamate transmembrane transport. Bases 171 to 1616 code for a protein of 481 amino acids. Gene Ontology annotation, cellular component: plasma membrane. Lineage: Eukaryota; Metazoa; Arthropoda; Insecta; Lepidoptera; Papilionidae.
CCAGACAGAGUGGCUCGUCAGUCAGCUCGCGGCAGUCGUGAGAAACGCACGUGCCGAUUCAGCGACUCGCGGCUACGAUCUCAGUGAUGCUGUUGUGUUUAUCACCUCAAUUUAUUGAGUGCUAAUAUACUCUUAUUUCACGAAGUCCGAAAUCACGCCCGAAGUGUAAGAUGCCGCUGCAAAUAAGACGGAAUUGUCUUCUGUUCCUACGCGAGAACCUGCUCACCUUACUGACAGUAAUCGGCGUGGUGUCCGGAACGUUACUGGGAUGGGGUCUCCGUGCGUCGGGACACGAGUGGUCGCGUCGUGACGUCAUGUACUUCCAAUAUCCCGGGGAAUUAUUUCUCAGGAUGCUAAAGAGUUUGAUAGUUCCACUGCUGGUAUCUUCGAUUGUUUCGGCCAUAGGUUCUCUGGAUCUCAGUCUGUCUGGCAAGGUCGGACUCCGAGCUAUCAUCUACUAUAUGACGACGACCGUGUGCGCAGUGAUGCUUGGCAUCGCUCUCGUCACCACCAUUAAGCCGGGCAAAGACCCAGAGGCGUACAGCCAGCCCAAUGCCACCAAAGUCGUUACUAAAGACACAUUGACUUCAGACACGCUGCUCGAUUUGAUAAGGAAUGUGUUUCCAGAGAACAUCGCUCAAGCGACAAUCGCAUCCUACCGAACUCGAUUAUCUUACGACCCCAAAGAUAGCAAAAUGGUCAAAGGACAUAUCGAGACAUAUAAGAUAGAAGGAGAUUACCAGAGUGGCACCAAUGUAUUGGGGCUGGUGUGCUUCAGUAUUGUGCUAGGCAUCACCAUGGGCAAGAUGGGAGACAAGAGCAAACCCCUGCAGGAGUUCUUCCACACCCUCUCUGAAGCCAUGAUGAUUAUCACUGGAUGGGUUAUUUGGCUUUCUCCGCUCGGUGUGUUCUUCUUAGUAACAGCAAAGAUCAUGGAAAUAGAUUCUUUCGCAGACUUAGUGGGUCGUUUAGGAUUGUAUUUCAUGACAGUAUUACUAGGUCUGUUCUUGCACGGAUUUGGUACGCUCAGCGUUCUAUUCAUUCUGGCUACAAAGAAGUUGCCGUGUCGCUACAUUGCUAAAAUGGGUCAGGUUAUGGCUACAGCGUUUGGAACUGCUUCAAGUUCGGCCACAAUGCCGAUAACAAUAGGCUGCUGUGACGACAUGGGCCUGGACCCGCGCAUCACUCGCUUUGUCAUCCCGAUUGGCGCUACCAUCAACAUGGACGGCACAGCGUUGUACGAGGCGGUCGCCGCCAUCUUCAUCGCACAGCUUAGGAGGGUGGAGAUGUCGUUCGGAAAGAUUGUUGCAGUCAGUGUGACUGCAACUGCGGCCAGUAUAGGCGCUGCCGGUAUCCCUCAGGCGGGAUUGGUUACAAUGGUAAUGGUGCUUGACACCGUCAACCUGCCCGCUGAAGAUGUCUCCAUCAUUCUUGCGGUCGACUGGCUUCUAGAUCGAUUCCGCACAACGAUUAACGUCGUCUGCGAUGCACUGGGAGCCAUCAUUGUAACCACGUUAUCACAAGGUGACAUCGAAAAAUCGCGCGCCAUCCACCAAAACGAUAGGGAACUAGCUCCCGCGCACGAACUUACCGAACUAGAGAAGGGCGAUCAUUGAAUAACGUAAAAUAACAGCUAUUCGCAGUAAUGUGUUCACAUAACGUUGUAGCGGUAACGUUAUUUUAAUAAGUUAUAACGUUAAUAUGUAAUAGCAUAAUUGUGUUACCAGCCAGCAACAGUUUUUAUUCAUCGCAGUAUGUUAACUACAAAAACUAUUGUGAUUAUUAGAUGUAGAAAAUAGUAUCACGUUGAGUGUUUAUUUAGCAUUUAAAUAUCAGUUUCAGACAGAUAUAAAGUAAAUCACUGGUUUUAAAGAUCGUAAAUUAUGUGAUCAAUACAAAGUAAUGGUGUGACUAUACUUUACUGAAGAACUAAAGCCCAUGUUUAACAUUACCAAAGCUUUAGCUCCCAAAUCAAAAAAAGACAUGUUAGG